CCUACCUCUCGAUUUCCUUAUUUCUCUUUCCUCGCGUGCCUGCCGAUAUAUAGUGUAGUACCGCACCGUGCAAAAAAGGUACAUCGCGUUUCUCGAGUGCAGAAAGAGCAGCGCGUGUGAACGCUUCGCGAAAUCGAUCUUUUGGUGCGUCUCGCUGUGUUCGUCGUGAGUUUGAAUCUGGGAGGAAUUCUCGUCUCGCGUGACGCAGGGCGCGCCUCGCGAGAGGGGGCGGGAAACGUCGUCGGCAGGACGCGUUACGAAGUUGAAAGGUCGCGACGUCGUCCCGUCGCGAGCGUCGUUCGUUGCCCGCGUGGGAUAUCGUAACGAGAGAUCGCCCAACAGGGAACUGUCAUUCCUCCCCUCCCCCAUUCCUCCGCGUUCAGUAUGGCGCCUGUGUUUAAAUCCAACGGUCAAAGUUAAAGGAUACUCCCCGUGCGCUGCGACGCGAGCCACCGUUUCUCUCAUUCAUUCGGUGUCCUUUCAAGAGUCCCCGUGCGUCCUUUCGAGAAUCCUCGUGAGAGUGAACGAGGAAGAAACUGCGUGAGCCUCGGCGAGACUUCGCCCCCUACGAGAAAGGUAGCGUCCUUCACGAAUGCAGCAGACAAUGGAGCCCUUCGUUCAGCGUAUGUUGGAACGUGCUAAAGCAAGGAGAGAGAGAUUAGACACACAAUUGUCGAGUGUGGGACAUGAUGUUGUAAGGCGUAGUCCUUUGAAAGAUGCAAAUGCCAUCCUGGCGCAAGUUACAGCAGCGACAAACGUAAGCCCGACUAAAACAUCGCCAUUCAAAUCACCGAGUAAAACAACGAUAGAUAAAACUCCAGUCAAACCUCCUCGAAAGUCUCCUCCAGUUAAGUGUGACACAUCUGAGAAUUAUGAACAAGUUGACAAAGAGAACGGAGACUUUGAGAGUUGCAAAGUAAGAUCCAAGCUGCAGAGACUUGGAAAAUUGUACUCUGAUGAUAAUUGCCACGAGUUAAGCUCCCCUAUACACAGGACUGAGGAAAAGUUCAAUGCAGAAGAUGACACGGAGCACAACAAGCCGGUGAGGCGAGGUGCUAGACUUGACAAAUUGGCAGCUUUAGCUUCAACGAUCAACAGUUGGGAAGAUGAUUUGUCCCACCCAAAAUUGACAACCAAACCAUUAGACAAUAAAGUUGAGAGAAUACAAGCAAAGUUUAACGAACAAGUCAAAAGCGGAUUAGAGUGCCAACCGAGUACGAGUGGAUAUAACAAAUCAGCAAAUGAGAAGAAAGGCAAAAAUGGAAGUCCAGUUAAGAACAUAAAGUGGGAUAAAAAUAUAUUGGAGUGCUUGGAAUCAAACACGGUUUCAAGUAAUGUAUCGCAAAACAAGGAGGAGAGGAAACGAGUUUCACCCAGUAAGAUGGACGGACCAUCGAAAACAGGGAAGACAGAUGAUGAUACUAGUGUUUCUGAGAGCCCAGGUGGCUCCUCUUUCAAAAGCAACAGCAGCAAAAACACUCCUGAAAAAAUUGUCAAAAAUGCAAAUACCACUAGCAGCUCGCGAUUACCGAGGUUUGGCUUUAAUGGUUCGCCGAAGGACCUGGUACAAGCAUCGGGCUCAGUGUUGAGCAAAGCGUCGAUGUUCGAAGCCAAGAAUACGGAUGCAAAAGCGAAGGAUCCCGUUCAAAUGACGAUCGCCGAGAGAAUGGCUCUCUUUGAGCGAAACAAGGGAGAGGCUCCUUUGAUACCGAAAGCACCGCUCACGAUGUCGAUACCGCCGAAGAAGCUGCAGGAGAAGGACAAACUUGGUGUACAACCGGGACCUAACGUAGAUUCAUCUCCCGGCAAUCGAAACGCCGACAUUCCCGGCAAAUCGGUUAGCACGCAACGUGCGAUAUUCGAGCAGAAUAAGCACAAGACAGACGAGAUGGAAAAUCAGAUUUUACAAGCUACCCAGGCCGAGAGACGGCGCGAGUUGGAUAUGCUGCGUUCGCGUUUCAACGAGAACAGGGAGUUCGCCCGCAAUGCCGUCAGGUGCGGCAUUCGCACGAGCGAAAGCAGCGAGGGAGGCGGCAAGUCUUCCUCGCCGAAGAGUUCCCCCGUGUGCCCGGUUAAACCGACUCCUGCUCCGGAUCACGCUGCCGUGCCACCACCACCACUACCGCCGCCGUUACCGCAGCCUCAGAUAAUAUCAUACAUCACUAAAUCUUCCCCGGUAAAAAGGCAAGUAGUUGGAAGCCCACCCAAGGUUCAACACAUAAACGUGGUGCCCGACGUUAAGCGCAUUCGCGUGGCUCCACCGAAACCGAAAUCGCUGUAUCCCAAUUUGGAGAACAUCGAGCUCACCACGGAGAGUGACACUGAAUCGACAUAUGACACAAGUGAGCCUGCAACGGCCACUCUCGACGAGAAAAGUGAAACCGACACCGCAACGAGCGAUUACGAGGAUCAAGAUGAGGAGACUGCCGAGAGUGAGCGGACCAACGAUCCCACGAACACGAGCUUCGGGCGCAGUAUUUUGCACGAAUUCAACGAACGUUCAUUGUUUAAUAAAACCCACAAGAAGAGGUCCAUUGAACCGGACCCAGACAGUACUAUGUCAGAUCUCUCGGUGCUCAACGAGAUGGAUCAGUACUUGGAGGAAUGCCUCGAGGCGGAGGAUUCUGACGUGAAUGUGAGAGAGGAAGGUCCGACGCCACCGAAAGUAAAUAGGGGCAAGAGUCCGUCACGGGUGUCCAGCAGUUUCAACUAUCACUCGUUCCGUUCGCCCUUGAAAGUAAUUUCACCGACGGAUAAAACGAAGCCGUAUAUAGACGAGGGUGGCAGUCGCGUGCCGCUGAUGCGAACGGUCAGUGCGUACAGGCGACAGCAAUCUGAGUUGGCCAAAACACCUCAACGCCCAGCUGCGAAAUCGGAGAGAUCAGGCGCGCCUUCCGGCGCGGAAAGAUCGCAGCGUGUAAACGAGGCGAUGUUGGUGGAGAAGAAAGUGAAAGAACUGCUGGACGAGGUUUGCACACAGCAGAAGAAGAUCGAAGGGGCCAGUAAAGCGUUGAACCUGUGCCAGUCUACUGUAGAGUUUAACGGUUCCAGCGAGCAUGUCGGCGGGGAAUGGGCUCUGCUCGUUGCGACUCAUAAACGCCUAGCCGCGUUGAAUGAAGUGCAAAGGCUGAAGCGGGAAGGCACAUUGAGACCCGUCGCAGCAGGUUCACCGGAGAUACAAGGGAGCGGAUCUUUAACUAUUUCGGCUAUCACAUUACCAUUGAAGCCGGAAUUCUUCCGGAACAUGGGCAACAAUGCGUAUCUACAUUGUGUCUGUUUAAUGCGACACUUGGGGGAAGUGGUCGCUACCCAAACGGCUACCGCCGCUGAACCCGACGACUCGUGCCUUCGUUUCCCGUCGACGUUGAAGUUUGACGAGUUGUACAGCGAUUUCAGGAUCGCCGUCGAGGUAUAUUCCCUGCAGACGCAGCCGAAGUAUUUGCCGCACGAGAGGAAAUAUCAUAUCAAUCAUACUGGAACGAAGGCGGUAAACAAGACCCCGAAGAAGAAGAGUCAAUUCGUAAUGCCAAGCAUACAGAGCCCAGCGGGACCAGGAGCAGUCAGAUCGCCUGCCUUUCAACUCUGUGGCACUGUUAGCAUCACGCUGAACGACAUACAUCGCAAGCAAUUUAACUUACUCGGAAUCUCGUCGCAAUCUCCCUUGGAAGGAUACCUGCGAAUGCACAUGUCGCACAAAAUCUCGGUAUCGGUGGAGCAUCGCGGAUUCUUAACGGUGUUCGAGGAUAUAUCGGGUCUCGGUGCCUGGGAUCGGAGGUGGUGCUUGCUCAGAGACGCCAAGCUCUUCUUCUGGCUACAUCCUGAAGAUGAGCACAAGAAAAGUCCGAUAGGGAGUCUCGAUCUGGAAGGUAUAUUCACAAAGAAUGUACAAUUCGUGAAUCGAGAGAAAUGUGCUCGUCCCUUCACGUUUCUACUCGAGGCGGCCAGACCCGCGCAACCCGGCGACGCUAAUAACCUCAUUAUGAAGACCGAUGGGCAUGAGACUGUAUUAGAGCACUUUAUGUUAGCUGACACGAGAGAGGAAGGACUGCAAUGGCUGUCGAAAUUGAACAAGACUUUCAGCCUGAUCAGAGCUUGGGGACCAUACAGAAGUUAGCGGCCCGAUAAGAAAAACACGAACUUCUGUGUAUCGCGCAACGUACUGAGGUACGUUUCACUAUAAUACGUUUUGAGUUAGGGAUUGUACAUUACGCAUAUAUGCCGUAUAAUGCAAUAUAGACUAAAAAUGCUUUGUUUAACAUGCUUAGCGAGUAAAAUCCGAUCGAUUAAAUUGUGCCAUUAAAACGUAUUAUUUUCACUUAAUCGUACAUGAUGAAUAAGUGUGCGAAAAGAAACAAAAAAAGGGGGGGGGGGAGGUACGAAAUGCGUUCGAAUAGAAUUUUCACCGGCAAAAUGCGUCUAACACUUUUCCAGACGAUAAUGAAUUUUUUAACAAUACGAGCAAUUAAUUUGAUUUGAUCGUAACGGUGAUUGCAACAGAGGAGGGUUAUUUGCGGAUAUCGACGAACGUCAAUCUUGUUCUUUAAUUGUUUGCUGACAGUAAAAAUUCAAUGUUAAUAAUAAGUUCACAAGUUUUUUUGUAAUAUUUACCCGCAAAAUCUUUUUAUUAAAAUAACAAUUCAUAUACGUGUACAGGUAUACGCGUAUUGAAUAUAAAACGUUAGAGCUUCAUAAUUUUCGAAUUGCACAAAAUUGUGGUUGGUGGAGGGAGGAGUGAUUAAUCGAAUUCAUUGAAACGGAGGAGGAUAUUUGGUAUUUAGUACAAAUAACUUCCCGUGUAAUUGUGAGACACCGCGUUAGGUGCGGUGUUGUGUUUAAUCGUGAUCAGUAUCCUGAAUAUUCAUACAUAUUUACUAGGUAAUCGCGCGUGUUUCAAUAUUAGGGGACGAUUUCGAAGUAAUAUUAUGGAUUAAAGAGAUUGUAAAUAUAGAAUAAAUGUAGAAGAUCAGUUUUUACGAAUUAUCAAGAGAUAUUUAUACAUAUAUGUUUAGAACUGCGAAAAUCCGUAUGGAUCGAUCCGUGUGAAUACGUGAUCCAGCUCGUAAUUAAUAUAUAUGUAUUCACUGGUACUCUCCUAGCGUCUAAUUAUAACUUUUAUAGCUAUACUUUUUGUAUAUCAUAUUAAACGAG
Molecule: messenger RNA, 5148 nt
Organism: Dinoponera quadriceps
Lineage: Eukaryota; Metazoa; Arthropoda; Insecta; Hymenoptera; Formicidae
Product: actin-binding protein anillin-like
Exons: 19
Coding region: 593-4114 (1173 amino acids)
Biological process (GO): actomyosin contractile ring assembly; mitotic cytokinesis; septin ring organization
Cellular component (GO): actomyosin contractile ring
Source: RefSeq, a predicted model, not a curated record